This is a messenger RNA of Pollicipes pollicipes, 3781 nucleotides long. It is a transcript of the gene Nup153, whose product is annotated as nucleoporin 153. Lineage: Eukaryota; Metazoa; Arthropoda; Thecostraca; Pollicipedomorpha; Pollicipedidae. Gene Ontology annotation, cellular component: nuclear pore. The record is from RefSeq and is a predicted model, not a curated record. Gene Ontology annotation, biological process: RNA export from nucleus; protein import into nucleus. The transcript is spliced from 9 exons. Gene Ontology annotation, molecular function: structural constituent of nuclear pore. The coding region runs from base 68 to 3781 and encodes 1237 amino acids.
GCGGUUGGGCGACCCGAAAUUAGCCCAGUGGUUGUGUCUUACCAUUUUGCUAAAGAAAUUGAUCGUGAUGACGUCCCAGGGCGGAGGAAAGGCGCGGGACAAGCUGUCUCAUCGGAACAAGCCAUACGAACGCCGACGGAGUCUGCUUGGGCGCCUGACGGGUACGGUGAGCCGUCUGCUGCCCGAGGCCUGGGUGCCAGCCUGGCUGCAGGAGGAGGAGCAGCAGCAGGAGCUGGAGGCGCGGCCGCCGCCGCCCGAGCUGCGGCCCGGUCCCUCUAGCGCGGCCACGCGACGGAACCACCUGAACGCGGCCGCGCCGCCGUGGUCACAGGUGCCGCCACCAGUGAGCGGCAUCCAGCCGGGUGAGGACGAAGACGGACGCCUGAUGGCGGACACCGGCGGCGGCGGCGGCGGCUCGGCGCUCGUCUCGCAUGCGGUCUGGUCCCGCACGGCCACCCCCGGCCGGCCGCAGCCGGCAGCGCUCAGCAGCAAGCGGCCCCGCUUCCGACCGGCCGCGCUCAGCGCCUCCCUGUCGCAGGACGACGCGGCCAACUCGUCGCUGAACCGGAGUGGCGCGGCCGUCUCGCCGUUCUACCCAGGCCCGACGGUGUACGGCGGUGCGGCCAACCAUCGGCGGCUGCGCGUGCCGCCGCCCACCUCAGUCGGCCCCUACCAGGUGCGUCCACGCGCCGUGCCCGUGCGCGCCGCCGAUGGCGACGACGAGCUGACCAUGUCGACGACGGCGCGGCGCAUCCUGUCCGUGCUGGAGGGCAUGUCGACGCCGGUGACGGACGCCCGCCGCGCGCCGCCGGCGGCCGGCCCCCAGCUGCUGGACGCCAGCUUCGGCAGCCAGCGACGCGCCGGCCUGUACGGGGCGCACGGCGCCAGGCUGGGCCGACCCCGUCCGGACAACCCGCCCGUGCACCGGGUGGUGUCGCCGGCCCGUGUGACGGUGGAGCCGAACCGGCGGCGCCCGUCGCCCGGCGCCGUCCCGGCCGCCGCGCAGCACGCCACGGAGGACGCGGCCGCCAGACGGGUGACGUUCUCUAGUCAGCCGACGCCGGUGGCGGCGCCCGCGCAGGGCGGCAAGAUGCGACGUCAGAAGGAGUCGCGCCAUUACUCGUCGCGUCCGGGUGCCGACCCGGGCGAGCUGCCGCCGUCGCCGGUGGCGCUGCCCGACGUCAGCUUACCUUUCACUAGCCUGCGGCCCUUCAGCCUGUCCACGUCCACGCCCAAACCGCCGCCGGCCGAGCCCGCUAAACGGCCGGCCGCUGCCGCCGCCGCCGCCGUCUCCACCGACUUCAUCUUCAGCAGUCCGCGGCCGGUGUGCCCGCCCGGCGCCGGCCUCGUGAACGGCCUGGCCGACGGCGCCGACGACCUGACGUUCGCGUUCAGCGUGCCGGCAGCCUUGGACGCGCCGGGGCAGGUGCUGACCCCGACCGCCACCCCGACCCUGGCCGGCGCCGGCUCCUGGGGCGACAAGUUCCGCGCCGCGCCCGGCGCCUGGGAGUGCGCCGUAUGCAUGCUCCAGAACAAGGCCGGCGCCGACCGAUGUAUCGCCUGUCAGGCGGCCAGGACCGGCGGUGCCGGUACCACGACGGACCCGCCCGCCGCCACCGCCGCGCCGAGUCCGCCCGCCGCCGCCGCCGCCAGCUCUUGGGGUGACAAGUUCAAGCCGGCCGCCGGCGCGUGGACCUGUGAUGUCUGUAUGAUCACCAACAAGCCGGACGCGACCAAGUGCGUGGCGUGUCAGACGCCAAACGCAGCGGCUGCCAAGCCGAGUGUAGCCAGCGCGCCGGCGCCCGAGACGUCCUCGGCGGCGCCGGCGGCCUCUUGGGGCGACAAGUUCAAGCCCGUCCCCGGCGAAUGGACGUGCGACACGUGCAUGCUGAAAAAUAACCCGGACUCGGCCAACUGUGUCGCCUGCGAAACUCCGAACUCCAAGGCCGCUCUGUCCAGUUCAGCCGCGGCCCCAGCACCGGCGGCGACGACCAUCACGCCGGCGUCGUCUUGGGGCGACAAGUUCAAACCGGUCGCCGGCGAGUGGACGUGCGACACAUGCAUGGUGACGAACAAGCCGGACUCCUCGAAGUGCGUCGCGUGCCAGACGCCGAACCCUAAGGCGGCGUCGGCCAACGCGAGCCCCGCCGCCGCGUCCAAGCCAGCGCAGGAGACGUGGGAAUGCACGACAUGUCUGGUGCGCAACAAGCCAGCCGUCUCGAAGUGCGCGGCCUGCGACUCUCCCCGGCCGGAGGCCCGCGCCCAGAACAGCGAACCGUAUCAGUUCAAGUCGGCGCAACCACCGGCCGCCGGCGCCUUCGUGUUCGGAUUCGGCGACAGCCAGAAGGCGCCGACGACCAAAUCGACGCCCUCGUCGGAAAGCGACGGCUUCAGGUUCGGGGUGACCCCGCCUGCCGCGCCUGCCUCUGCCGGCUUCUCGUUCGGGUUCGGCGCGCCGGCCAGCACCGGCGGCCAGGAGAGCGCCGAGGACGCGGCCCCGGCAGCCCGGCCGACACCCGCCGUCAACUUCAACGCCGGCUCUCCGGGCUCGCCCCGGCCCCUCAAGCGCAGGUCGGCGGCCGCGGACAGGCCGGCCGAUAAGGCGGCGCCCGAACUGAAUACCGGCAGCAUCAUGGACGUGCUGGGCAAGAGCUCCCCGGGUGUGGGCGGGGACAAGGCGCCAACGCCGAGCACCGUCGCCGCGGAGGAACCCAAGAUCAACAAAGUGCCGUCGGUGUCGCCGGCGAACGGCGUGUUCAGUUUUGGCGCGACCUCAGCCGCCAAGGAUUCUGGCGCGGCGACGACGUUCGCAUUCGGCGCUGGAUCGCAGGGGAGUAGCGGCGGCUCCGCGCCGACGCCGGGUUUCAGCUUCGGCAGCGGCACGUCGUCGGCCGAUAAGUCAUCGUCGGGGGCGCCGCCGGCGUCUGACAAGAGUGCGCCGGCAUUCAUGUUCGGUGCGAAAGCGUCGGAAACCGCCGAGAAGCCGUCGGGUGGGUUCUCGUUCGGAGCGAAGACGUCUGUGGCGUCGGACAAUGUCGCGGAAGGAUCGCCAUUCGGUGCGAAGACGGCUGCAGGAGCAGACAAGUCAGCCGCGGGAUUCUCUUUCGGUGCUAAACCCGCUGAGACCUGCGCCAAUGUCGCUGAUGGGGUGCCCGGCGGUAUGAAGCCGUCAGCAAGCGUAGACCAAAAUUCCGGAGGGUUUGUGUUGGGAGCAAAAGUGUCUGAUAGCUCAGUUAAACACACCGACAUCUUUUCUGCGAGCGCGAACCCUUCCGCGACCGUUGAAAAGCCUACUGGAUCAUUUUCGUUCGGAGCGAAGGCCCCUGAAGGCUCGGAAAAACCCCCUGGUCUGUUGUCGUUCGGCGACGCGUCGGGAAAAUCAGGCAACCCGGCGGCGACGUUCUCCUUCGGCAGUUCUUCCACACCGGCCGCGAAGCCGGCCAAAGGUUUCUCCUUCGGCGGCGGCACAACGGCGGCGAGCACAGCUGCUGCGCCCUCCGGCGGCUUCGCGUUCAGCACCGCGGCCGCCGGCGCCGCCAGCUCCGCGGGAUUCCCGGCGGCGCCGCCGUCUGUGCCAGCCGGCGGCUUCGCGUUCGGCGCGGCGACCACUAACAAGACAGAGUCGAGCGCUCUGUUCACGUUCGGUGCCACCAGCGUGAACGGGCCCUCGGCUAAGAAGGCGGCCACUGCAGACGGCGCGCCGGCGUCGGCCGUGUUUCAGUUCGGCUCCGGCCCGGCCGCCGCCGGCACCGCCGCCGCCACCGGCGACGGCCGCCAAUAA